Messenger RNA from Mandrillus leucophaeus (drill), 2908 nucleotides. It is a transcript of the gene TMCC3, whose product is annotated as transmembrane and coiled-coil domain family 3. NCBI's taxonomy places the organism in Eukaryota, Metazoa, Chordata, Mammalia, Primates, Cercopithecidae. Gene Ontology annotation, cellular component: endomembrane system. The coding region runs from base 12 to 1352 and encodes 446 amino acids. The transcript is spliced from 3 exons. The record is from RefSeq and is a predicted model, not a curated record.
AACGUCAUGACAUGAAUACCUUAAGCCUGCCCCUGAACAUACGCCGAGGGGGGUCAGACACCAACCUCAACUUUGAUGUACCAGAUGGCGUCCUGGACUUCCACAAGGUCAAACUCACUGCAGACAGCCUGAAGCAAAAAAUUCUAAAGGUAACAGAGCAGAUAAAAAUUGAGCAAACAUCGCGCGAUGGGAACGUUGCGGAGUAUCUGAAACUAGUGAACAGCGCGGACAAGCAGCAGGCGGGACGUAUCAAGCAAGUCUUUGAGAAGAAGAAUCAGAAAUCAGCUCACUCCAUCGCCCAGCUGCAGAAGAAGUUAGAGCAGUAUCAUCGAAAGCUCAGAGAGAUCGAGCAGAAUGGAGCCUCCAGGAGCUCCAAGGACAUUUCCAAAGACCACCUGAAGGAUAUACAUCGCUCUUUGAAAGAUGCCCACGUGAAAUCUCGAACUGCUCCCCAUUGCAUGGAGAGCAGCAAAUCGGGCAUGCCAGGGGUCUCGCUUACUCCACCUGUGUUUGUUUUCAAUAAAUCCAGAGAGUUUGCCAACCUGAUCCGGAAUAAGUUUGGCAGCGCCGACAACAUUGCUCACUUGAAAAAUUCCUUAGAGGAGUUUAGGCCAGAGGCGAGUGCCAGGGCCUACGGCGGCAGCGCUACCAUCGUGAACAAACCCAAGUAUGGCAGUGAUGAUGAAUGUUCGAGUGGCACGUCAGGCUCGGCCGACAGUAACGGAAACCAGUCGUUCGGGGCUGGUGGAGCCAGCACGCUGGACAGCCAGGGGAAGCUCGCCGUGAUCCUGGAGGAACUGAGGGAGAUCAAGGAUACCCAAGCUCAACUGGCUGAGGACAUCGAGGCGCUGAAGGUGCAGUUUAAGAGAGAAUAUGGUUUUAUUUCCCAGACCCUGCAAGAGGAAAGAUACAGGUAUGAGCGACUGGAGGACCAGCUGCAUGACCUGACGGACCUGCAUCAGCAUGAGACGGCCAACCUGAAGCAGGAGCUGGCCAGCAUUGAGGAGAAGGUGGCCUACCAGGCCUACGAGCGCUCACGGGACAUCCAGGAAGCCUUGGAAUCCUGCCAGACUCGCAUUUCUAAGCUGGAGCUCCACCAGCAAGAGCAGCAAGCUCUGCAGACAGACACCGUGAAUGCUAAAGUUCUCCUGGGGAAGUGCAUCAACGUGAUCCUGGCCUUCAUGACUGUCAUCUUAGUGUGUGUGUCCACCAUCGCGAAGUUCGUCUCGCCCAUGAUGAAGAGCCGCUGCCACAUUCUUGGCACCUUCUUUGCCGUGACUCUUCUUGCUAUAUUUUGUAAAAACUGGGACCAUAUCCUGUGUGCCAUAGAAAGGAUAAUAAUACCAAGAUGAAGCCGCUGGUUCCUGCCUUCAUGUUCUUUCAAGUUUUUAUUUUAAAGAAAACUCUGUGCAUACUACCAAAUUUUACAAUGAAUGAUUGUGCGGACUCGUGUGCAAGAAAAACUAGGGCUGUGUGGUGUAAAUAACUACAAUUCUCUUAACUCGGUAGCAGUUGCCAACUCAGUCCUUGUACUUUGUUAACACGAAUCUAUUUCAGAGCUCUCCUACCUUGCUCACUGCCUUAAUCAGACCGAUUUCCUGCCCACCUGACUAGCCCAGCGUGGUAAACCUCUGUAUAUCGAGACCUUGGCGUAAUUGGUGAUCCAGAAGAAAGGUCUGUCUCCUAAGUCUCUGUCAGAAUGGAGCUUCACAAUUGCUAAUGGUUGUUUUCUGUGAGUCCUAUAAAAAGCAAGGAUAUGCAUGAUUCAGGGAAUGAAGAACCACAGGCUUGGGCAGUGUUAAACACUGUGGCCUUUGGUCCCCGUGUGAUCCACCCUGCUUGUCUCCAGGCAACCAUAGGUCCCGUCAUGUACUCAGUGUCCACAGCGGUCAGGCGUUUGUGACCCUGUAAGAUGGAAAUCUUAUCACACACCUGUUAUCCAACAAGUCUACCUGAGGGGUUUUGUUACACUUUAAAUGGUAAGACAUAGGGAUUUAUGAAUGGAGCUUUCCCUUUCUCAUACGCAGGAAACAGACACCUGAUUUUAUCUGAACUGGCUAGCAAAUGGCCAGCCUUCAGAGUGUGCAGGAAUGUUUUCAGAUCCCUCAUCAGACUGUGACUUUAACAUUAAUUUGGAAUCCCGUGAGCACUACUCUGGAGGUUUGUGUUUUGGCAAAUCUUUUUUUUGUUUUGUUUUGUUGUUUUGAGACAGUGUUCUGCUAAAUAUUGCCCAGGCUGGUCGCAAACUCCUUGCCUCAAGGGAUCCUCCCACCUCAACCUCCUGAGCAGCCAGGACUGCAGGCACAAGCCACCAUGCCUGGCUGUUUUUUGGCAAAUCUUGAUUGUGAUAAGCCCCCCUGGAGGAUAUGAUUCACUUUAUGUGAUUCAUUUUAUUCACAGGUCUGUGAGGGACUGCAAAGCUUACUCAGGAAAUGAAAACAAAUGAUGGUCAUGUUGCAGUUUUUUCCUUGAAGGACGACGGAAUCAUAGCCUCUAAAGUUAAAGUGGACUGAGGUGUCAGAACACUGAAAGCAUGAGGAAACGAGGACAUGGGGUGUGACUGAGUGGCAGCUAGAUUAGUGGGGGCAAUUUACCUGGAUGAAGAUUGAGUGUCCUUUUCAAGAUGUGAAAGGCUAGCAAGAAUAAAAUAAAUAAGUCCAGUGUUUGAGCCAAGGUUGACCCCUGUCUCUUAACAUCUCACUGAACGUAAGUCCUGAGGUACUAGGAUGGCCACACUGCCUCUGCGCUGAAAGCAUUCAAAAGUUCACAUCCCUGUUUGGGGGAUACCGUUCACCACCUUCAGCCUAGAUGAUACUUUCCUUUAAAUCUGUGUCUCUGUGUAUAUCACAAAGAGGAAGAUGUAAACAAUGUUCAUGGAAACUGCUGUUGAGCCCCUUGUCCCACCACU